This is a messenger RNA of Micromonas commoda, 3937 nucleotides long. RefSeq lists its product with no specific name. The transcript has a single exon. The coding region runs from base 1 to 3753 and encodes 1250 amino acids. The record is from RefSeq and is a predicted model, not a curated record. Lineage: Eukaryota; Viridiplantae; Chlorophyta; Mamiellophyceae; Mamiellales; Mamiellaceae.
AUGUUCUCCGUGCGCACCUUCACCGGCGUCACCACCGCGGACCGCAUGCGCCCGCGGCCCGACGGUUGCGGCAGCCGCCUGCAGGCGCUCCCCCUCUACCACGGCAGAGGCGACGGGCACGGCAUGCAGAACCCGAGCCUGAUCCGCAACGCGCGCCGCCGGCUCUCCCUGCGCUCCAUCAUCGAACGCAGCACCCGACGCAGACCCCUCGUGGUCCUCACCACCACGCGGUGGCGGAGCGUGAACGCGUCCGAGCAGUACGAGCAGGUCGAGGACGACGACGACUACUUUGAGUUUAACGAUCAGGUCGAACCGGUGACGGCGGAGGAGCUGGAAGCCGCGUUGGCGGCUGAGAAGGCGGAGGCCAGCAGGAGGCUGAAGGAGGCGCGCGCCAAAGCGGCCGAGGUGGAGAAGGAGGAGGCCAAGGCGCGGGCCGAGGAGAAGCACGGUCCCGUCUUUGUCGCCGAGUUUGAGGAGGAGGAGGAGGAGGACGAGGAGGAGGAGGAGGACGAGGACGAGGCCGGUCGCGCCUUCCCCGUCGUCGCCAAGAAGGAGCAGGCGACGGACGAGGACGCGGAUGCUGCGGAGACCCUGGGAGAUUUGGUCGAGAACGAGGAGGAGGAGGAGGAGGUUGACGCGCAAACCGCUCUCGUCGGCGCCAUGGCCGAGUUUGAGGAGGCCAAGGCGGCCUGGCUCGCGGCCGCCGCCGAGGCUGCGCUCGGCGACGUUGCCGCCGCCGCGGAGGCCAAGGAGGCUCGCGCCAAGCUGGAGGAGAUGGCCGAGAUCGCCGGCGCCGCUAUCCCCGUCCUCGAGGAGAAGGAGGAUGCGGAGGCGGAGGCGGAGGCGGAGAAGGAGGAGGAGGAGGAGAACGAGGAAGCCGAGACGGAGGCCGAGGCCGCCGCCGCCGCCGCCGCCGACCUGACCCCUAACGUCGAGAAGGCGGUCAACAACGUGGUCGAGAAGGCGGUAUCCGCGGCGGCGAACAUGAUGGGCAAGGUGGCUACGGGUGGCGGCGGCUCCGGAUCGGACGAUUCCUCCUCCUCCUCCUCCUCCCUCCCGCCCAAGCCCCCCGGAGACGCUUCCUCCUCCUCCUCCCCCUCCUCCGCACGGGAGGUGGCCGAGCUCACGUCCACCGUUCGCGACCUCAAGAAGCGCAUGGGCUCCCUCGCCAAGCUCCUCGACGAGGCGGUCACGCGCCGCGACGACCUCGAGAGGGACCUCGAGUCGGAGAGGGCAUCCGCCGCCGCCAAGGAACAGAAGCAGUCGGAGAAGAUCAAGGUUCUCAAGGAGAACAUCGAGGCGAUCAUGGCGGAUCAGAGCUCGCACAAGGAGUCUCUCGCCAAGACCAAGGCUGACAAGGACAAGGAGAGAGCCGAGCUCGAAUCGCGAAGGGCGGACAUCGAGGCGGAGCUGGAGAAGGUCAAGGCGGCGGCCAAGAAGAAGGCCGAAGACCAGUCCGCGACCAUCGGCGAGCUCUCCGCGCAGCUCUCGAACGUGCGCGAAGAGGUGGCCGCCUACAAGACCAAACUCGCGCAGUCCGAGAAAGAGACGGAGGAGGCGCGCGCGACGCUGGAGACGAGGCAGAGGGAGCUCGAGGAGGAGAUGGCGAGGGAGAAGGCUGCGUUGGACGAAGAAAUCGCCAAGCAGCAAAAGACUUUGCUGGAAGUCGCCGAGGAGCUCAAGAACGUCAAGGCGGAGGUGACGUCGUACAAGUCCCAGCUCGACGACGCCAAGGCCGAGACUGCCGCCGCGGUCAAGCAGCUCGGCAUCACCGCCGCGAGCGUCGAGAAGAAGGUGGAGGAGAGACUCGACAAGGGGCGCAAGAAGGCGCAGGCGGAGGCGGCGCUCGCGGCCAAGGUGGAGGUGGACCGCAUGGUCAAGGAGGCUGCCGACGCGCUCGCCUCCGCCAAGGCGAUCGAGAUGGAGGCCAGGAACGCGCUGGACGCCGAUAAGAAGGCGGCCGCGGAGUCGGCGCUCGUCAAGGCUGAGAAGGAGAUCAAGGCUGCGCACGAGGCGAGGGACGCGGCUAAGAAACUCGCAGCCGACGCCGAGAGGCAGCUCAAGAACCAGAACGAGCUCCUGAACCGCGUCGACGAGCUGAUCCGCGAGAACGGCGACGCGAAGAAGACGGUGGCGCAGCGCGACGAGGCGAUCGAGGCGCUCCAAAAGGAGACCAAGACCCUGCGAGAGAUGGCGGAUGAGGCGACCAAGCUGGCCGUCAAGAAGCAGUCGGAGGCGGAGGCGGCGGAGGAGAAGGUGGCCGAGAAGGUGACCCAGACCCUGGAGGCUGCCGAGACGUGCGUCACCACCGCCGAACGCGUGCGACAGGAGGUUGAGAAGAGCGCGGUCUCCGCCGCCGAGCUCGCCGCCGAGCAGCUCGCCGCGGCGAAGGCGAGGUACCGCGCCGCCGAGGAGAACCUCAAAAACUCCAACGCCAAGCUCGAGGAGAUGACCAAGAUCGCCGUGCUGAAGGAGAGCGUCGACCAGGACGUCGAAGAGCUCACGAGGGAGACGGCUAAGAUGACCGAUACCAUCGCGGUUUUGACCGAGGACCUUCGAAUCGCGAAGGAGUACUCGACCAACUGGGAGGGCAAGGCGGUGACGGCUCAGACGGAGCUGGAGAAGCGCCUUCGCGAGCUGUCGGAGGCGGAGGAGAGCGCCGUGUCGUGGAAGGUGCAGGUGACGUCCGCGGUGGCCCGCGCCGAUCACGCGGAAGGUCUCCUCAGGAAGCAGACGGAGCUCCUCGACGAGAUGGCGGAGAUGGCGGCCGAGAAGGAGAGCGCGGAGGCGCAGUGCGUCGCGCUGUCCCAAACCGCAGACGCGCAGGCUCGCGAGAUUGAGCGACUCGCCGCCGAGGCCAAAUCCGCGCGCGAGGCUGCGGUGGAGUGGGAGGGUAAGGCCCUGGCCGCCGCCGCCAAGGUGGAGACGCGGGCGUCUGUCGCGGAGGAGGCGGCCAGGAAGGCUGAGGAGUCGGCCAGGGAGAAGCAGCGCAUCAUCGAGGAGGCGGAUCUCGUCUGCGCGGGUGUCGCCGACGAGGAGGCUGUCGCCGCCGCCGUGGACUCCCAGCUCGGCGCCAUCAAGGGCGACGCGGACUACAAGGUGUACGAGGCGACCAGGAACGUGGACGCGCUCCGCAGGGCGCUCGCGGCGUCCGCCUUCUCCGCGCAACUUUGGCAGGAGCGCGCGGAGAACGCCGGGCUCGAGAUUGCCAAAUUGAGGGAGGAGAUGGAUUACGCCAUCCGCGGCUCCAAGGGUCUGGACGUCGCCGCCUCGGACGAUAAGAAGAAGGCCAAGAAGGACUCGAAGGACUCCGAGUCCCUGGAGCUGUCCGGCGCCAACUCCACGGUCCCCAUAGGCCGGCUCACCCGCGCCGCCUUUGCCAGCGGCAAGGACCUUCGAUCGUUUGUCACCCUCGGGCCCCGAAUCGAGCCCGCGCGAGAUCCGACCGUGACCAAGGAGCUCGACGCGGUGGGCCUCGGGGCGCCGAUCCUCGGGGAUUACACCCGCGUGGACAGGCUCAAGAAGGGGUUCAAGCCGCCCGCCAGGAACAACAACCAGAACGGCGGGGGUGACAACCGCGACGACACAAACAAAAAGCCCGAGCGAAGGAUCCCGGUGAUGACCUGGGACGUCGAGCAGGAGAACAGGAACAAGCAGAGCCUGAGUUUCAACCCGCGGCGGUUGGGUAAGGUGACCCAGGGCAUGGACAAAUACGUCAAGGAUGAGGAGUCCGAGGGGAUCAUCCAGGCGUAAGGGCGGAGGGACUUCAGCCGAGGAGUAACCGAAGACCCGCGAGCAACCGAGGAAAAGACCGGAGGAAAAAAGAAGAGAGGAAGACUCUGAAGCGGGACAACGCGGCCGAGGGAUCAACAUCACCUCGUCUUUCCGUAAGUUUCACUUUCAAAAUCACUGUUGUUUUCACCGCGCCGCACCAUCC